AUGUAUUAUGGACGGAGGUAUUUGAGAGUUGCGUUAGCGGCGUCGGCAGUAUCAGUCAUUUUAUUAGUGAUAUUUGUACUGGCGUCAAGGAAAUAUAGUUUUGAUGCUUUUGGUUAUAAUUCGAGCCAACUGGUUAACCCUACAUUCAAUUCGAAAACCAAAGGAAGUUCGUUCUUGAGUAAAAUAAGCUCGUUGUAUUCAAAGGAUGGUGAUAAGCAGAUGUUGAUAGACAAGUUUCCCCUUGAUACUUCGUUGACAGACAACGCGUUGUAUUCGAUGAUGAAAAUGAAAACAUACAGUGACCCGGCUCCUUAUGUGUUGGGCAAACCUACAGACUUCGAGAUCACGGAAGAGGAUAUGUGCAAGCGGUUGGAAUACGCGUCUGAGUUUGAAGUCAGCAAACAAAUGUAUCUUAAUGCCGACUACGAAAAGGUCCAAAAGGCGUUAAAGGCGAGCCUGGAGUACAGCAAGUUGAUCGAACAGGCCAACAAGCAGUUCAAACCUACUAUUCCGGUGGAACACCGGUGGUUUAGAUUUGGAGGUGCUUCGGUGUGGUUACCGCAAUACGAACUUCAUUACAUGGUCAGCAGGGUUCUCUACACCCCAUCAGGUAUACCGAACAAGUCGUUUGUGAGUUUCCUUUAUAUUCAGUUGUUUGAUAAAAAUUGGGUAGAAAUGGACGAGACCACCUUGACUGUCCCAUACGAGAAGAAAAUCAUGAAGAGUGUGACCAACGCCGAUGGUUCGGUUACGGAAGCUCUUCUUGAAACCAAGUUGGGAUCGAGAGAAAUCACGUAUCCAAGCUUCUUACCGAUCUCUUUUGAUGUUCAAAUGCAAGUGCCAAGUGGAAAGUACUACUUUGGUCCUGAAGACCCUAGAAUUUUAUUGAGAAAGAAUUCGUUGGGAUUCGAGGAGCCAUUAAUCGUGUUCAACAUGAAAAAUAACGUGUUAGCUAAACGUCUUAUGUACUUGUAUCUUCCAUUUUCGAACCACUUACAAUAUUUAAAGAAGAGAUCGGAACCAUAUGCGUACGUCGAGAAGAAUUGGACUCCUUUCAUCAGCAAAGCAACCCCCGAAAAGGUUAACUUCAUUUACUCCAUCGACCCAUUGGAAGUGCUCACUUGUGACGUUCAAACGGCCACUUGUGAUUUCUUGCAGAAGGCACUGAAGGAGGACUUCAAUUAUGUUGGGCCGUUGAGAGGGGGUACUCAAUUAGUUCAUUUACCAUUCGACGACCUCAUGCCAGACCACAUUUUAGACAAAUUUAAGUUGCCUAAAAACAGAAAAAUUUAUAUAGGUUGGGCUAGAGCGCAUCUCAACAAAUGUGGCUGUGGUGAGUCGAUGUACAGACCUAACAUGGUUAUCUUGGUUGAAGACUUCAAUCCCGAAGAAAACAGGUUCUACUACAAAUUAAGUGACGUUUCCGAAUACAUUGAUUUCAAUGCCCAUGUGCCUCCUUGGACCACCCCCAAGUUAGACGAAAAUGGAAAUUUGAUUGAAGACACCUCCGUGAAUGAUUGUGCUGGUAGAAACGUCCUCAUUCCAAAUUCGAUCGCAUACUGGGAAAUAGAAUCCGUUGUCAAGGACACCACCCUGUACCUGCGUAAGUUCUUCGAAAGAAUACCUACAGACGAGGAAAUUAUCGAUUCUCAUGCUCACAAAGUUACCAAGCACACCCCGAGAGACACUGCAGCUGUAGGCGUUUCAUUCAACGAUUACAUGGGUGUCACUUUGUCUGCUGCAGAUAGUGAUGUCAGUAUCGUUCAUAUAAGGGGCUUGUUGAAUUACAUAUUGCAUUUGCCCUCGUUGUUCGAUGAAUCUACGAUGGUCUUGGGCAUUUCAAAAUUCCAACCUAGGGGUUAUGAUGUGAAUAAUAGGUGUGCCAUGUCUGCCAGUAGAAGAUACUGUAUUAGUUAUGCAGAGAGCCAUGGAGGUGUGACUAACUACUAG
Debaryomyces hansenii CBS767 is the source of this 1950-nucleotide messenger RNA. It is a transcript of the gene BMT7, whose product is annotated as Bmt7p. Gene Ontology annotation, molecular function: mannosyltransferase activity. The record is from RefSeq and is a predicted model, not a curated record. Bases 1 to 1950 code for a protein of 649 amino acids. The transcript has a single exon. NCBI's taxonomy places the organism in Eukaryota, Fungi, Ascomycota, Pichiomycetes, Serinales, Debaryomycetaceae.